AUGACGAUGGGUCCCAAUGGUGAUAACAGCCCAGAUCCUCGUAUGCCAACAGAGUUGCCUCUUCAACAACUCCAUCUGACCCAUCUCUUUGAGCUCCCGUUGAUCAUGUCUAUUUCUCACCAAAAGGUUUAUCCCACACAACGCUACAACAUGGCCAAAUCUCCUUCAUCAACUCAAACCCCAACGCCAAUUGCCAUAUGUGGUCUCUUUAUUGUUUUGGGGCCUCUAGCCUCUGAGCUGGUGUUCUUUCCCGACACUUUUAUGAAAAGCAACACCGGGAUCACUGCCUUGUCCUUACUCUUCGGAAAAGAGCUGGGUGAAGCUACACAUAGUUCUAGUAUAGUUUACGUCUUGGAUGGACUCGUGUCCGCGUUUCUUCUGGCAUAUCUAUUUGAUUCACUGAGAAAGAAUGUUGCUCUGGCAAGAACGCUCUUCUUUCUGAAUUCAGGGGCUGGUCUGGUAGCCUUCGCAUAUCUAACAGCCGCUAAAGGCAUCGUCACAGGUCGAGACUCUGGUACUAAACUGCUAGUAGAUAUGAAGGAUACCAAAGAGUGA
Messenger RNA from Fusarium oxysporum Fo47, 555 nucleotides. RefSeq lists its product as uncharacterized. Lineage: Eukaryota; Fungi; Ascomycota; Sordariomycetes; Hypocreales; Nectriaceae. The record is from RefSeq and is a predicted model, not a curated record. Bases 1 to 555 code for a protein of 184 amino acids. The transcript is spliced from 6 exons.